CCAGGUCAAAAGUUGACUGCCUCGCCAGCUUCCCCUCGGAUCUUUCUCAUUCCGUCCUGGCAGUUCUGAUUUUCCGUCCAAGGUAACAAGUAGCGUCAGGGCUCGCGAGGGACUUAGCCGGGGAUCGUCGUGUCCGUUCCUGCUGGCUAAAGGUCCGGGCCGGAUUUUGCACCUUGUCCCCGGGUCUGCCUCACGGCCUGGAGGAGCUGGAGCUGCUGCUGCUGUUUAUUGAGCGCUCUUGUCCUGGUAUCACUCCGCUGGCAUGGAGGAGGAGGAGGUGGAGGAGGCGAGCACUUGAUCAUUGUGAUGGUGGCAGGAGGAGAAGCCGCAAGCAGAGCUCAGCACUAGUCUGGCUCUGUGUGCGUGUGCGCGCGCGCGUGCAGCAGCAGCAGCAGCAGCAGCUCGACGUACGUUUCGCAAAUACUUCAGCGAGCUACUUUUGCGGAUUGUUCACGUGUUGACUUCCCCCAGCUUGAGGAUAUGCUUUUUAAGGUUCCCGUUGAAAAAUACAACUGAGCAGCUAAAGUACUUUUGAGAACACGGUGCGGCAUAAACACCCAAACUUUUUUUCCUCCCCACCCCCGGAAAGAAAACACAAUAAGAAAGCGGCGUUGCCUGUCUUCCGAUGGUGUGGAGUGUGAGUGUGUUGUUGGGUGUGUGUGUGUGUGUGUAUGCAGUAUGCCCGGUGUAUGCCUGCCCUAGGUGUCUUGUGAGUGUGUGUGUGCGCGCGCGUGUGGAUAGAAGUGUGUGUGGAUAGAUUCCUGUCUAUAUGCACGCAUGUGGGUGCGCGUCUCUGUCUUGCUUUCUUGUUUUAAUACAUGGGGGAUACCGAGAAGGUUUUCGUCCGGAAUCUGUUUUGGAAAUGAUGGAUUAUUUAAAGGGGGACUGAUCUGAUCUCUUCUCCCUGGAGUUUGCAACCGAACUGCUGCUGAUCGGUUUGUUGGGAUUCCUUCUGUGUUUGUUGAUUGUGUCUGGCGAUAACCUUACAGCACCACCUCCUGGGUUUGGGCUUUUUUGGUUUUCUUUCGGCAUUUGUUUGCCCCCUCCCGCCACGCCGGAGAGGAUCGACAAGGAGUGGGAGAGAGGGAGAGGAUUUUUCCCCUUUUUUUAAAAAUCUGAACAACCCUAAACAUUUUGUCUGCGAUCUACUGCUUCCCUCUCCAUGGUCCGGUAAAGCGCGUCCCAACAGGAGGACCCCCGUGUUUGUGCCUGGUGUGUGGCGCCCGCGUGUAAAAGGAAAAGUUAUUCCAAAAUAGUGUGCACGGGGAAGGAGAUGGGGGAUUUUCCAACCCCCGCUGCCGCCGCAAAUGGCAGCAGCAUUUGUCUCAACAAUAACCUGAGCAGCAGCCUCGGCGGGGCCGGUAUCGGCGUGAAUAACGCUCCCCACGGCCCUCCUCCCGGUAACAGCACUACUCAUAGCGGCGGCGGCGCUAACGCGAGCAGCGGCAUUCCCAAGCACAGCACCGUGGUGGAGAGGCUCAGGCAGCGCAUCGAGGGCUGCAGGAGGCACCACGUCAACUGCGAGAACAGGUACCAGCAAGCCCAGGCCGAGCAGCUGGAGCUCGAGCGAAGGGACACGGUGAGCCUUUAUCAGAGGACCCUGGAGCAAAGGGCCAAGAAAUCGGGCACUGGCGGCGGCGGCGGCGGCAACAGCAAGCAACAGCAUCCCAGCAAACAGCCUCAAGAUGCCGAGUCUUCCACGGCGGAGCAGAGGAACCACACACUGAUCAUGGAGAAAAAGGUGAAAAUGAAGUCAUACAUUUCAGUUUCUGGACUAAAGAAAUUUGGAGACAGCAAGCAAAAGGCAUAAUGCAAAGGACGUUAACCACAUAACAAAAUACAUUCUUCAUUCAGAAGGAGCAGAAGAGUAGAGAAACAGGAUUUUUAUUGCAUAAUUAUGCCUCCUCCAUAAAGCUCCUCCAAAAGAAAUGGCAGACCUGCAGAUCAUCCAGCGGCCACCUAACAUGCUGCUGUGAUCACACAGUGGUGCACAUGUUAAAGGCGAUGCGAUGUGGGCUCACUGUUCAUGCCCUCGCAGCAUUCAGGAAUUUCAGAUGGCCUGAUCAGAAUGUGCAGUACAGUCUUUGUCCUGGAACCUAAGAUACACAUUCAAGGGUGGAAAUGCAGACGUCCACAACUUUUUGUUUUUGUUUCCUGAAAGAUUUAAUUAAAAGAUUGAAAGGAAGGGAAAUGAAAAUGCAAUUUCUGGCUUAAAUAAAUAAAAUACGAAGUCAUGUGAACUCUGUCACUGUCAGGAGGACAGAGCCAAGGAAGCACAAGAAGGUUGUGUAUGAGAAUAAAUAAUAGUUUUAUACUGAUUCUAGUAUUUAUUCAUGGAAUUGCUUUGGUAGGCAUCCCAGUAAGAUGUGCAUUUGUUAUUUCUUACCUAUUUACAUGGAAAAGGUGGAACAACACAAACAAUUAAGGUGAUAGUACAGGGGAUGAACUGGGAAAUUAAGUUAUCAUUUAUAGUAAUAUUGCACAUCUAGAUCUGUAGCAUUUUUCUGACAUAAACCCUAAUCCUAAAUGCAACUGCAGGGAUUUGGAACUCCACUCGGGUUCUAUGGAGCUUCUGUGCUUGUCAGCAGUUCACUGGAAGAUGCAACUUUACAUGCACAGCACUGUGCAAUACUUCCAUAGUCCUUUGAAUGCCAUUUUCUUGGUGGAAAGCUAAGAAAUCCAAUCAAAUAAUUAAUAUAUUGAACAUGAGAACAGAUCGCAAGUACACCGUGAAUUGCAGCAUCUGCAUCUGUGCUAUCUGUAAAAAAAAUCCCUGUGAUUGCUGCAUGAUUUUGCAUCUGAGCAAUUAUUUAGAAUCUGGAUAUUGUGUCUAGUGGUAAGAGAGGCAUUAGGUAAUAUGAUCUGGGAAUAUGCAAAUUGGUAUGUUUUCAUAUUUCUCAUAUGACUGUAAAUUCCUUGGAGAAGUGAUUCAGUCUUAGGGCACAAUCCUGUGGCCAACUAGACGAAGUCUUAAUGGCCAUGGGAGAGGUCAGAGUCCCAGCUGCAACUCAGAAAUGCACACUGAGGUUGGAACUGGGUCUCCAAACCUGGAGCAUGCUUCCUCUGCUCUGGCUGUUGUUCCAAGAUUGGAAUACUGACCGCGGAGCCAGAGGUUUGUGGGGUUUUCUGUGGGUAGGAAGGGGCAGGGAGGAACAUAAUAAUCUGGUAGUGUCUUAGUCUGGGGCAAAAAAUUAAAUGGACAAAAUCAAGCUUUGCCUUUGUGCUCCUUCCACCCUUCACUGGAUUCCCACAAUCCUCUGAGUUUGAAAAGUCAUGGUCUGCCACAUUGGUUUGCACAGUUAAUUAAACUAACGAUGAAGCAUCAUGUGGAAAUUGAGAAUAAUCUUUAGUAGGCCUUGUUACUAUUUUAUUAUUUUAAUAUAUAUAAAUGCUUUUCUGUUUAAAAUACAUAAACCAUUAUCCAGUAAAUUCAGAAAAAGCAGUGCCCCCUCCCAAAAAAAUCCCCAAUUCAAAUACAGCAGGAGAAAUACAUUAGAACUCAUUAAUGGUUAUAGCACUUAUUCCUCAUUGUUUAAGUCAAAGCAUUUAUAUUCCAUUUUUUAAUCAAUGGUUUCGAUAAACAGUAUCUUAGAUGCCAAUAAUACUGAUAAAGCUAGAAUGAUACUGCAGGAAAAGCUCUUUAAGUCUUGAUCACUGUACAGUAAUACCUUGGUUCAUGAACGCUAUUGUUUGCAAACAAUUCGGUUAACAGAAGUUUGGCAAAAUUUUGCUUCCGUUGGCAAACUCUGCAUCAGGUGAUGAACAUGAUCAUGGCUAUCUGCCCCACUGAAACAUACUCUGACACAUGGUCGUAGUGUGGGGAAGAUGGCCACGUUCGUAUUCACAGGAACACAAACGCGGCCAUCUUCCCUGCUCUGACACAUGGUCGUGGCUUCCUCUAGUUGAGGUCGCAGUUGCAGACUCUCCCUCCAAACGAUAACCUCCUCCCCACCCACCUUCCUAUCCUCCAUGUCAGAAGUUGCCUCUAGCAAGGUUAGUGUUCUCUCUCUUCAUACUGUACUGUACUUUGUUUCAUAUGUUUGUGGUUAAAAAAUUACAUAUGGUUCAGAAUGGAGUAACCUUAUUUACAUUGAA
Varanus komodoensis (Komodo dragon) is the source of this 4095-nucleotide messenger RNA. Its product is annotated as mastermind-like protein 3. Bases 1274 to 1810 code for a protein of 178 amino acids. The record is from RefSeq and is a predicted model, not a curated record. NCBI's taxonomy places the organism in Eukaryota, Metazoa, Chordata, Lepidosauria, Squamata, Varanidae. Gene Ontology annotation, molecular function: transcription coactivator activity. The transcript is spliced from 3 exons. Gene Ontology annotation, cellular component: nucleoplasm; nuclear speck. Gene Ontology annotation, biological process: positive regulation of transcription of Notch receptor target; Notch signaling pathway.